AUGCAGCGUGAACGAUUGAGCGUCGCAAUGCCGGAGUGCUUCCGGUGUCACAUCACUGCCAAGGUAGGCAAGCCACUGGGCAAAAGUAGAACGAGCGUUGGUAAGCCAACCGAGCUCACAGUGGCCACAUACAGAUACUACUUUCGGGUCGUGUCUGCACUGGUCGUCGACACAGUCACGACUGCCGUCGCCAAAUACCAUGCUGACGCGUCGAACUCGAAGCUAGUGUGGGACCCAGAAGGUCCAAAGGAGGUGUAUGUAAAGGUUGCGGCCAACACAACGCAAGACAAGUACAUUAAACUGACGCUGCUCAACUACAACGACGUUGUGCGGCAAGUGUGGAACAAUACAAGCAAGGUGCGCAAUGCCCAAGUAUCGUUCACAUUGCUGCUGUUCAUUUACAUCGAAAAGGAUACCAGCACUGCGAUUCGACGUGCAACUUCCAACAACCUGGUGACUGCGGCAGCCCGAGUUGCGGGUUAUAUUGAAUACCAGAGUAUUGUGCUGGGCCCACUGCAGACCGACUACGCAACCGUUGUGACGGCAAGGUUGCCUGCGACCGCCCCUGUGGAAAUACCUGCGAACGCAACAAUGCAACAACUCGGUCAUAUUGACCUCAUGGCCUCUCGUCAUGCAGACGAGCGCCGGCGCGAAAUAAAUGCCGAAGCCACAGAUACAUACCGUAGCAAUUAA
Messenger RNA from Aphanomyces invadans, 693 nucleotides. RefSeq lists its product as hypothetical. The record is from RefSeq and is a predicted model, not a curated record. Lineage: Eukaryota; Oomycota; Saprolegniomycetes; Saprolegniales; Verrucalvaceae. Bases 1 to 693 code for a protein of 230 amino acids. The transcript has 2 exons.